Molecule: messenger RNA, 472 nt
Organism: Schizophyllum commune H4-8
Lineage: Eukaryota; Fungi; Basidiomycota; Agaricomycetes; Agaricales; Schizophyllaceae
Exons: 1
Coding region: 69-374 (101 amino acids)
Source: RefSeq, a predicted model, not a curated record
UAGGAUUGCGCCUUCUGGCGCGCCGACUGCUAAGCCGAUAGUCAGGUGCUCACCGCGUGUGGUGAACGAUGACGACUCCGGAUGGAGAUAUUCUCCUGCUAUGUAUCGGAGGGACGGAAGAACAUGGCGCGGAGGAGACGAUAUGUUUAACCGUGUUGAGAGGUAGCAGACAUCCGGACGCGAUAGCGAUUCUCUCACGGCAGCCCUGGAGAGCCAGGUGUUACAGCGGCCAUCCGAUCUAUCCUCGUAUAGGGCUGUGGUCUUUAGCCUGGGAAUUGGGAUCGCGCUCCCCAAUUAUCAUGGCCAAGAGCGAGCAGAGUACUCUUGGCGGACCGUCGAUAGAGAUAGAGCAGGAUAGAGCCGUAUGCUGCUAGCUCGCUGAGAUAGAGCGUUGCGGGAGGUACGACACACCGCAUAUGCGCGAUAGAGUAUACCGGGAUCUGCAUGCGCAGGCCACCUCCGGGAGGUCGAG